Messenger RNA from Gossypium raimondii (Peruvian cotton), 2267 nucleotides. Its product is annotated as ABC transporter G family member 1. The record is from RefSeq and is a predicted model, not a curated record. Gene Ontology annotation, molecular function: ATP binding; ABC-type transporter activity; ATP hydrolysis activity. Lineage: Eukaryota; Viridiplantae; Streptophyta; Magnoliopsida; Malvales; Malvaceae. The transcript has 7 exons. Gene Ontology annotation, cellular component: membrane. The coding region runs from base 207 to 2129 and encodes 640 amino acids.
CUAUUUCAUUAAAAAUCAUUUAUAAAAUAUGAUAUAUACCAAAAGCUUACACGAUUCUUGGGGGAAAAAACCUUACACGACUAGGCACAUCUUCCUUUCGUAAGUCAGAACCAGUGCAGGGUAGAUCACAAACCCAUGCUACCUUCGAGGUUGAAAACCUUAAUCCAACGCCAGCGAGUAACAAUGGAUGCCGAAGUAACAGGUUUAUGGAGGAUGGUGUUCUCUUGACUUGGGACGAUUUGUCGGUCACGGUUGCUGGUGGAAGACCGAUCCUUCAGGGCCUGACUGGUUACGCUCGCCCUGGUGAGCUGUUGGCCAUAAUGGGUCCUUCGGGUUGUGGCAAAUCCACACUUCUUGAUACCUUAGCAGGGAGACAGGGUCCCAACACAAGCCAAGCAGGACAUAUUCUUAUCAAUGGACGUAAACAAGCCUUGGCUUAUGGAACAUCUGCAUAUGUAACCCAAGACGAUGCGCUGAUUACAACACUGACUGUAAGAGAAGCUGUUUACUACUCUGCUCAGCUCCAGUUACCGGAUACUAUGGCCAAUUCAGAAAAGAAGGAGAGAGCCGAAACGACGACCAGAGAAAUGGGUCUGCAAGACGCCAUGGAUACUCGGAUUGGUGGGUGGGGUGCUAAAGGACUAAGCGGUGGCCAAAAGAGGAGAGUUAGUAUUUGCAUUGAAAUAUUAACACGCCCUAAGCUUUUGUUCUUGGAUGAACCAACUAGUGGCCUUGACAGUGCGGCUUCAUAUUAUGUGAUGAGCAGAAUCGCAAGCCUGAAUCAGAAAGACAAUAUUGGAAGAACAAUCAUUGCAUCCAUCCAUCAGCCUAGCGCUGAAGUGUUUCAACUAUUCACCAAUCUUUACCUUUUAUCUGCAGGCAAAACUGUGUAUUUUGGUCCUGUUUCUGCAGCAAAUGAAUUUUUUGCUUUAAAUGGAUUCCCUUGCCCAAGUCACCAGAAUCCAUCUGAUCACUUCCUCAAAACCAUCAAUAAGGAUUUUGACAAGGAUAUUGAGCAAGGGUUUGCUAAUGGAAUCCCCACACUGGAAGUUAUUGAUAUCCUGGUGAAGUCAUAUAAGUCUUCAGAUAUAUACCAAAUGGCUCAGAAAGAGGUAGCUCAGAUUUGUAAACAGGGUGGUGGAGCAUUGGAGGAAAAUAAUAGGCAGUCUGGGUUCUUCACCCAAUGCCAUGUCCUUACCAGAAGAUCUUUCACAAACAUGUCUCGUGACCUUGGCUACUACUGGUUGCGUCUAGGUAUCUACAUUUCACUUUCUAUUGUACUUGGCUCUGUGUUUAGCCACAUCGGGAUGGACAAUGGAUCAAUCCAGGCUAGAGGUUCACUUAUGAUGUUUGUGGCAUCAUUUCUAACCUUCAUGGCCAUUGGUGGAUUCCCUUCUUUUGUCGAGGAAAUGAAGGUAUUCGAACGUGAAAGACUAAAUGGGCACUACGGUGUCACUCCCUUUGUCAUCGGAAAUACGUUAUCUGCUCUGCCAUUCUUGGCACUGGUCGCACUUAUUCCAGGCGCAAUUACAUAUUUCCUUCCAGGACUUCACCAUGGAUAUCAGCAUUUCUUGUUCUUCGUCAUCAUAUUAUUCGCUUGCAUGAUGUUGGUGGAGAGCUUAAUGAUGAUUGUGGCAAGUGUGGUACCCAAUUUCCUGAUGGGAAUCAUAGUAGGUGCUGGAAUUCAAGGUAUAAUGAUCUUGGUCGGCGGAUUCUUCCGACUACCCACUGAUCUUCCUAAGCCGUUGUUGAAAUAUCCCUUCUACCACAUCGCGUUCCACAAAUAUGCCUAUCAGGGAAUGUUUAAGAACGAGUUUCUAGGCUUGACUUUUCCCAAUGUUGAAGCUGGAAAUGGAGGGUCGCCAACCAUUACUGGUGAAGAAAUUUUGAAGCAAACUUGGCAUUUUGAAACGGCAUACUCUAAGUGGGUUGAUCUUGCUAUCUUGUUUGCAAUGGUUGUUUUUUAUCGAGUAUUAUUCUUGAUUAUCAUCAAGACUACCGAGAAGGUAAAACCGUUGAUGGUGAAAUUCAUGUCCGCAACUCGAAAGGAAAGAACACAGGUCACGGUGAAUCCAUCGGCCACACCUUCGGCGACGCCUUAUUGUGCGGAUAAGAGACAGUGCCAGUAAUCAGGGUGUAUCAAUAGUUUUUUUUCAUGCGUUACAACAAAUAUAGUUGCUAACCAAGUUUUAGUUUGGUUGAAAUUAUCAUAGGUAGGCACCAUAUCCUAGGAGUCCAAACUAUGUGAUUGAAUAAAUCUUCCUUUA